UUGCAUUAUACAAACGACUUUUACUUAUUCUAGCCCAAUUGACAUUUCGUCAUGUCAGUAACCAACCAUGAAAUGUACCAAAAUUAUGCAAAACUAACGUUCAAAUUCAGCCAAUUUCGACUAGGUUUUGUGUAACUGAUCACUGCAUUUAUAAAUUUCAUAAUAAUAAAAAUCGGUUUUAAUCUCAAAAGUAAACCUUUUGCUUAUUGACGUUUUAUAUUAUGGCGUCUCCAUCUCCUAAAUCACCAGAACAAAGCGAGAAGAAUAAACAGUACGACCGGCAACUUCGUUUGUGGGGUGAUCACGGACAAAGUGCUCUUGAAAGCGGACACAUAUGUUUAAUUAAUGCUACUGCCUUGGGUACUGAAAUAUUGAAAUCGAUAGUUCUUCCAGGAAUUGGUGCAAUUACUAUAGUUGAUGAUUGCACAGUUAGUGAUGAAGAUAUAGGCAGUAAUUUCUUUUUGGAAAUGUCUAGCAAAGGUCUUAACAGAGGAUCCGAAGCGUUAAGGCUUGUUUUAGAAUUAAAUCCAGCAGUACAAGGUCAUGCAGUCCAAGAACCACCUGACCAGAUACUUGAUGAGAACCCAGACUUUUUUAAAUCAUUCAGUUUAGUGAUAGCUACUACAAUAAGUGAAAAAGUAACGCAAAGUUUAUCUCAACACCUGUGGGAUAUAAAUGUUCCUUUUAUACUUUGCCAAUCAGUUGGAUUCUUAGGGUCUUUAAGAAUUCAGAUUCGGGAACAUGCUGUUACUGAAACUCAUCCUGAUAAUGAACAAACAGAUCUGCGCCUAGAUGAACCAUUUAUGUCAUUGUUAGAACAUCUGGAAAGUAUUGAUAUUGAUGCUCUUGAUUUGAAAGAUCAUGGUCACAUUCCUUGGAUUAUAAUUCUUUAUAAAGCUGUUCAAAAGUGGAAAAUUAACAAUAACAAUAAAUGGCCUGUAACGCGAAAUGAUAAAGAAGAUAUAAAAAAUAUAAUAAGGGAUUUCAUUAGAAAAGAUGAAAAUGGAAUACCAAUUAAUGAAGAGAAUUUUGAGGAAGCAAUAAGAGCUGUUAACACUGCUUUGAUGCCUACAUUUUUGCCUAAGAAUAUCUCAAAACUUAUGUAUAAUAGUGCUGCCACAAAUUUAACUAAGGAUAGUUCAUCAUUUUGGAUUAUGUGCUCUGCCUUAAGAGCAUUUGUUGAGGCUGAAGGGAAGGGAAAACUUCCAGUGAAAGGAAUCUUACCUGAUAUGACGGCCUCUACAGAACAUUAUGUAAAACUUCAAAACAUUUACAAGAUGCAAGCUGCAAAUGAUGCAGAAAUAGUCUAUAGAAAAGUUCGACAGAUAGUCACUCAAUUGCAUUGUGAUAGUAUUAGUGAGGCAGAUGUUAAACUAUUCUGCAGACAUGCUCAUGAUUUAUAUUUGGUGAAGGGGUCUUGUGUGGCAACAGAACUUCAACUGGGAAAUUCUGUUGCAUCCUAUAUAGCCACAUAUUUAGAGGAGCCAGAUGUCAUGAUGGUUCACUAUAUUAUGCUUCGGGCAGCUGGUAUGUUUAGAUCAGAGCACUGCCGAGCUCCCGGUGAUUGGGAACCAGAAGGUGACAUUGCUAAGCUAAAAACUUGUGUAAAUAAACUUUUAGGUGAUAUAUCUUGUUCUCCAUUUCCUAAAGAUGAUCAUAUCCACGAAAUGUGUCGCUAUGGGGGAGCCGAGAUACAUAGUGUGUCUGCCUUUUUAGGUGGAUGUGUUGCACAUGAAGCCAUUAAAAUUAUAACCAAGCAAUAUAAACCUGUAAAUAAUACAUUUAUUUAUGAUGGAGCUUCUACAAAUACGGCAACAUUUGAAUUCUAAAUUCUUAUAGCUGCUGGAUACCAUUUUAUUACUAGCAAAUAAAACCAAUAAAUAUUCUAUUGGUUUUACUACCUAUCCCAGUCCAAAAAAAAUACAUUUUCAAAUUGGAGUACCUAUGUUUUUUAAGCUUGUUGAUAAGGUAUAGAUAAAAAAGACAUCAUUUAAAACUUU
Molecule: messenger RNA, 2000 nt
Organism: Bombyx mori (domestic silkworm)
Lineage: Eukaryota; Metazoa; Arthropoda; Insecta; Lepidoptera; Bombycidae
Gene: APP-BP1
Product: NEDD8-activating enzyme E1 regulatory subunit
Exons: 1
Coding region: 222-1829 (535 amino acids)
Biological process (GO): protein neddylation
Cellular component (GO): cytoplasm
Molecular function (GO): NEDD8 activating enzyme activity
Source: RefSeq, a predicted model, not a curated record